AUGUAAGGGUCUGAGAUUUUAAUUGCUCAAGCACAGCAUAAAACUGAAUUAGUUCAUCAGUUGUAGGAGCAAGCUUAUGAAACAGAAUAAAAAUAAUUGGAUAACAAUCUAGUGACAAAGGCAAUUGAGUACAUUUUGGAGAACCCUCAUUUUGGCUUUUUUUUAAUUUAUACCGAAAAUCAUCACGUCUUCGGGUAGAUCCUGAUGACCAAAGAAUACAACAUCUACUCUGGAUUAACUUGCUGGUUUCAAUCUGUUUACGUGAAGAAGGAUCAUAGAAUGAAGGGAAUAUUUAAGUAAAUGUACAAGGAAUUUAUGAAAUAUGCAGCAAAGGAGAAAGCAGGGACAAAAUUAUAUGUAGAAGUUGAGAAUAAGAAUGCCAUCAAAGUAUAUGAGAAAUUGGGAAUGAUUAAAACAGAGGAAACCAUAUUUGAAGAUGAUUUCGUAUUUCAUCCUGUUAAGUAAGUCAAAUUGCUUAUCAAAUUAGAAUUAUUAAUCUUGGUUAAGAUUGUGUAACAAGGACUUCAAGCAACAAAAAGGAAUUAGAGGACUUAUUAAAGAAAGGAAAAAGUAUCUUAGGGAAUGACUUAACUCAAUAAUUGUAAAUUGAGAAUUGUUUAAAUAAUAACAAAAAUGCAUUUAUAAUAACAGAGAGUUCAACAGACUAUCUGA
Paramecium tetraurelia is the source of this 672-nucleotide messenger RNA. RefSeq lists its product as uncharacterized. The transcript has 2 exons. Gene Ontology annotation, molecular function: acyltransferase activity, transferring groups other than amino-acyl groups. The record is from RefSeq and is a predicted model, not a curated record. NCBI's taxonomy places the organism in Eukaryota, Ciliophora, Oligohymenophorea, Peniculida, Parameciidae.